Oldenlandia corymbosa var. corymbosa is the source of this 3778-nucleotide messenger RNA. The record is from the annotation of a GenBank genome assembly. Lineage: Eukaryota; Viridiplantae; Streptophyta; Magnoliopsida; Gentianales; Rubiaceae.
CCAACCUAGUCUAUUAUAUGUGAACACACAAAGCACACACUGUUUGAGUGUUUUUUUCCCCCACACAGACACCCCAAGUAGGUGAGAGAGAAAGAGAAAGGAAAAGAAAAAAAAACUCAAAAACCCGUUAGAUGUGGUUUUGCAGUAUUUAUCAUAUCUGAUUAAGGUUAAUAUUAGACUCCUUCUUCUACUCCAAUUUCCGGAGGCUCUGGCUGCCAUGUCCAGCCUACCCUUUUAAGCUUUUUCCAAAGCUAAAUUCACCAAAAAAAAAGCUGUACUUCUUUGAAAAGUUUCAAUUUUUCAAACCCACAUUAUAGUGCUUCUCCUGAUACAUUAUCUCAAUUCGUUUCUCAAAUUUUAUCAAAGUACUAGUUCUGUACGAAAAGUUUCUGUUUUUGCUUUCUCCUCCGACGAUCUUUAUUUCUUUCUGUUUUAACUCACAAUCGAUACAGUUCGUUUCAUCUUGUACGUUUAGUUAAAGGGUGGGGUCAGGGUGAAGGAUGUCUUCGCCGGGAGCGUCUCCGGCUCCUACUUCGCCUCCUGGGGGCAAUGCUACCGCGACACCGCCGACGCCGGCGACUACUCCUCCUCCUCCUGCUGCUAGCCCUCCGGCCCCGGCUGUUACUCCGCCUCCUGCUGUUACUCCUCCAGCGCCUGUUACUCCUGCUCCGGCUACUUCUCCUCCAGCCCCCGUCACUCCUCCUCCCGCUUCAUCUCCUCCGUCGCCACCCUCUUCAACUCCGGCAUCUCCGCCGCCGUCUACUACUCCAUCGCCACCUUCGACGACUCCAUCUCCUCCGUCGCCACCUUCCACCACUCCUUCUCCUCCUUCAGGGUCUUCACCAUCGCCGCCGUCGGGUGGGAGAUCUCCACCGGCUCCAAGGGGAGGUAACUCACCACCUUCAUCGAACCCAAGCCCAUCUUCUCCUUCAUCCAAUGGCGGCGGAGGCGGCGGGGGUGUAUCUACUCCGGUGGUAGUUGGCAUUGCCAUUGCUGCAGUUGCCCUCCUGGCAAUUUUGAGUUUGAUAUUCAUUUUCUGUAGAAGGAAGAAGAGAAGAAGCCAUGCGGCUUUUGAUUACUAUGGUCCUCCGCCAACAGGUCCUAAAGUCGACCCUUAUGGUGGCCCGGUGUACCAAUGGCAGCAUAAUGCUCCGCCACCUGAAGACCAUGUUGUUUCAAUGCCUCCAAAACUCAACCCACCUCCUGGAGGGGCAUCAAGGCCUCCACAUUCCCCAUUACGGCCGCCUCCUUCCCAACCUCCACCACCACCACCUCCGGCUUAUAUCAGCAGCAGUGGUGGUUCAGGGUCCAAUUAUUCAGGUUCUGACGCACCACUUCCACCUCCCUCCCCUGGAAUGGCUUAUGGGUUCUCAAAGAGCACAUUCAGCUAUGAAGAACUAUCCAUGGCAACCGACGGCUUCUCUGAUGCCAACCUUCUUGGACAAGGUGGGUUUGGAUAUGUGCAUCGGGGAAUUCUUCCGAAGGACGGUAAAGAGGUUGCUAUUAAACAGCUGAAGGCUGGAAGUGGACAGGGAGAGCGGGAAUUCCAGGCUGAGGUUGAGAUCAUCAGUCGGGUUCACCACAAACAUCUGGUUUCAUUAGUUGGUUAUUGCAUCACCGGGGAGAAAAGACUACUUAUAUACGAAUUUGUUCCCAAUAACACCUUGGAGUUCCAUUUGCACGGUAAGGGAAGGCCCCCAUUGGAUUGGUCCACACGGUUGAAGAUUGCUUUGGGCUCUGCAAAGGGAUUGGCUUAUCUGCAUGAGGAUUGCCAUCCUAAGAUCAUUCAUCGUGAUAUCAAGGCAGCUAAUAUACUUCUUGAUUUCAAUUUUGAGGCAAAGGUUGCUGAUUUUGGUUUAGCAAAGUUCACUUCUGAUGUCAAUACUCAUGUCUCCACUCGAGUGAUGGGAACUUUUGGGUAUCUGGCUCCUGAAUAUGCUGCUUCCGGAAAACUUACUGAUAAGUCGGAUGUUUUCUCCUUUGGAGUUGUGCUUCUAGAGUUGAUUACAGGCCGGCGACCUGUUGAUCCAACUGCCAUGGAUGACAGUUUGGUUGAUUGGGUGAGUCUUUAAUUAAAUGUCACCUGGGAUUUUACCCUUCAAAUAGUGUCUUGAUUUCCAGCUGUAUUCAGUAUCUAUGUAUUCGAUAGAAAAUAACUAACUGAAAUCUUACAAAACAGGCAAGGCCCUUGUUAACAAGAGCUCUAGAUGAAGAAAAUUUUGUUGAUCUUGUUGAUCCACGGUUACAUCAUGAGUACGACAGCAGAGAAAUGGCUCGCAUAGUUGCUUGUGCUGCUGCCUGUGUGCGCCAUUCAGCAAGACGUCGACCUAGAAUGAGCCAGGUACUUGUCUAUCCUUAUUAUUGGCUUAUUACCGGUAGUACAAUUUCAUAGUGGGCAGACUAUGACUUAAUAUUUGUGGUUCUGAUCAAAUAUAAUAAAUGAUCGGUUGAGUUAUAAUUUAAUACCUUGGAAUGGUCCUUGCAAUUUUUCUGAUUGUAAAUUACAGUAUCCCAAUUUCCCUACUGGAACCUAGUCUAUAUAGUGAGUCAUUUAUCCAAAGUGUAAUGUUGUGCAACAUGUUGCCCUGAAUAUUUUACUGAUACCUGAGUAUAAUGUAUACCACAUUCUACUAAGUUCAUGACUUGACUUAAGGUCUUCUGCUUUCAAAGUUCGAGUUUGAUAUUAGGAACUGCAUGUUAAUUCGAGUGUAACAAUAUUCAACAGGUAGUAAGAGCCUUGGAAGGGGAUGUAUCCUUGGCUGAUCUUAAUGAAGGAAUUCGGCCAGGACAUAGCACAGUUUACAGUUCACAUGGAAGCUCGGAUUAUGACACUGCCCAAUAUAAAAAAGACAUGAGCAAUUUCAGAAAGGCGGUAAUGGGCAGCACUGAAUAUGGAACCAGUGAGUACAGUGGAGUUCAAACCAGUGAAUAUGGCCUAAACCCUUCUGGCUCAAGUUCUGAAGCACAAAAUACCCGGGAAAUGGAAAUGGGGAAAAUGAAGAAAGACAGUAGAGGAUACAGCGGUGACUAUUCACCCUGAGAUAGUAACCCUCUCUGCCUUUUGUAUAAAAAUCACUAGCUAAUUCUUUUUUAUUUUUGGUUUUUUCGGCCUAGGUCCGAUGUUUUUAGUACACUGCUUGAGUAACAUACGCAUUUUUCUUUCCCAUUUUUAUUUGGAAAGUUUUUUUUUUCCCCUUGAUUUUUUUUCUUUGAGUUUAACUGUAAGGCAUUCUUUUUGGGAAAAGGGUUGUGAUAAUUGUAUCUAUAUUCUUUCAAUUGUAAAAUUGGUGUCUUUGUUCAGAUCUGUUUAAACUUUAGCUUCAAGUUUGUUGAUAUAGUCUUUCAGCUUUUUCAAAGGUUGGUAGUUUGACCUAAUUAAUAACGGAGAAGGACUAUUGACUGAAUCAUUAGUGCAAGCUGGAUUUAUUUUAAUAAUCCUGAUUAGAAGAGUUGAACCUGCACAUUGGUGACUUUUUCUCCACUAGGCCAAAAAAGACUGGGAAAAAGAAAAUGGGGGGCCUAGUCUUUCCCACAUGCAAAUAGGGAGAGAAUUAUGAUGAUGUUUCCGCAGAGAAGGUAAAUGCCAAAAAGGAUAAUGCAAGCCAGCAAAUCACACUCAUCAUAUGGGGGGUUUUGCACAUGGCCUUUUGCUAAUAUUUCUAAGUGUCUUUUUGUGGCUCCUCAAUCUUAACUUCCUCAGUUGAUGAUGGCUGCUGCAAUAUAUAGUACUGUGUGGUAAAGAUGAUAAAAUUAGUUGAAAGUUGUCGCACAACCCUAC